Molecule: messenger RNA, 954 nt
Organism: Epithele typhae
Lineage: Eukaryota; Fungi; Basidiomycota; Agaricomycetes; Polyporales; Epitheliaceae
Exons: 10
Coding region: 1-954 (317 amino acids)
Source: RefSeq, a predicted model, not a curated record
AUGGGCAGCCAGGUCAUUUUGAGCGCUCUUAGGAGUCAAUGGGCGGUGGUCGGGAGCAUAUCCGUCGUCUGCUACGACUACUUCCUCACAUUCGAUCGCGAGAUUCAGUACGUGUGGAGGAGGAGGAUCACGAGUGCAAGCGCGAUCUAUAUCGCCAUACGUUACUCCUCGGUGGCCACCAUCAUCCUCACCCUCUUCGGUUUCUUCGCUUCGUCGGGCCAAUCAACACUAGUGAGAGCCUUUCCGAGCCCCAACAAAUACUGGACGCCUCUGACCCCCUUGAACUGGCAGACGUGCACCGCGAUAACACGGGCUUUUUCUGCCGUGUCUACCGUCAUUCUCACGUCUUCCGCAGUUUUAGUGCUAGGGUUCGCGAACGCCGUUCCCUCGAUUGUAAGCACUCUCAACCUCUCUUCCGCUUUACUGUAUCCAACUCAACCCUGGGAUUUUCUCAGACCCAGCGACAUCGAACCCACGUGCCACGUGGAUUUCUCGCAAUUUAUAUCCUUCCGCAAGAAGCGCAAACCAGAGGUUUACCCUUACGACGGCUUUUUUUCAGAAUGGUGUCACAUACUUCGUCUCUUGCUCGUUCUCUCUGGUUCAAUCAGCGCCAUGACGGUGCUCUUGACCUGCCGUUUCAUCCUCGACUUAUUUGAAGCGAGCGCGGGCGCACGCUUCGGCACCGCCCCCACAAUACACCUCUCGACCGUGCCCAGUUUGAGAACGUCGCGCUCACUUGCGUUCGGACACGUUGGCGGUCCCGACACCACGGGACAUUCUCAAGGAAUUUUCGACGCGGAUAUCAGCUGGCGCAGGCCGACAGAAGACAGCGAGAACGUGCGUGGUAACCCGGACGACUACGGCUUCGAGCUCCGGGUGGACCCGGGACCGUGGAGGGAGUUACAGCUGGAACAACAGAAAUCGAAUGUGCGCUCUCUCAGAUCGGAGUCGUGA